AUGUCCCACCAGCCCGCCCAUGAACCGUCGCCGUGCGCGCUGCCGCCCUACCCUUUCGUCGCCGAAGCGCCCCAGCCCGCAGACAUGAACAGCUCGACCGACCUCGCGUCUGCGAACCCACGUCCACGCCCAAGCGCCAUCUUCGAGCAUGACCAGCUCCCCGCACCGACGCCUCCACGCCUCCAACGCCAGCCAUACCGCAGUCAGCAACGGAAGCUCUCAGACGCUACAAGAGCACCGGAUCCCUCCAACGGCUACCAGGGCCCGCCCGCCAUGACAAAGAAGCCAACUUCGGAGAGGGCCUUCCACCCCAUCAACACGCUCAACGACAGUACUUUUGCGCCCCGCAACAACCCCGUGCACACCAGCAAGCACCCGAAAACGUAUGGCAAGCUCGGCCGGAGCAUUGGCGAGCAGCGACACGGUGGACAGCAGGCGUACCUAGAACGCAAUCCCAGUCAUCUCGUCCACGGCGCAUCGCACACCUCACCAGCCAAACGUAGGAAGACCGAGCACGCGCCUGCAGCUCCCGUGGUCACAGUUGAGAUUGAAGACAGCGACGACGAGCGACAACAGCCGGCUCAGGCAGCAUCCACACCGAGGCCCGGCUCGGCUAUAUCGAGAUCGCGCAGUCCUCACAGUACAGACAGCAGGCAAGCUAGGCCAGGUCUGAGGCCUCCAUCCGAGUCCGUGAGUGAGUUCACGAGCACCCAAAAACUCUUUACCCCAUUCCGUAGACGCAUAAAGAGCCACGUGAGUGAUGAGAGCCAAAAUGGUAACGGAGCGAAUGUUCCGACGACCAGCGUUGGGAAACUGUCUCGAGGCCAGUCUGUUGUGUCGAUCAACGAUGAAGAGGGACAGACCACCACUAGACCACGUGAGCGACGCGAGAGCUACCAAUCAGCAAACCACGUUCAGUCGCAACGCCCAACUGAGGGGACUACAUCACGGCAUUUCCCUGCGAACAAGAUGCGCAUCAACGAGUCGACCGCAGAAACGCGCGAUCGGGAAGCUGUCGGACUACUAUCUGCCGGAAUACGCUCGCACAAGAACCUGCGUGAACACCGACCUGCGGAGAGACACGUGCUAGAGAUGAAGGGCGACCCUAUUGAGGGCAGUGAGGAUGAGCUCGCAGAGCCUAAUACGACAAAGUCAGGGCGUAGACAGUCGUCUUCUAAGAACCCACAACACGCCAAGGCUAUAUCUCAGCGGAAGGGCGCUACCGGCAAACACUACAGGCUGAACUACAUCCGGACAUACGACUCAGUGACUGAAGGAAUAGAACUCUCGCUCCAAUUUUCUGACAGGCCGAAAAUCUUCGAGAUCCGCCGCGCUGAUGUUGACGGCGACCAAACGAUCCUGGAUGAGCUCGACGUCAACAGCGUCAACAAGGCAAUCACAGAUAACGUACAGCGGGUGCGCCUCACAGGUCCAGCCAACCCGAGUCAUGCUUAUUAUUAUGACUUGGGAUUCGAACAUGCUCAUGAGCUCGAACGGUUUCGCGACGAAAUUAUCCUCCCGGAAUUGGCUGACUCGGCCUGGAUCACAAGGACCGAGGAAUAUAUGAAAAGGAUGUUUGCGAGACCGAUGAGAAACGACGGCAGGAUUGGUACUUUAACGGUGAGCCGGGAGGUACGACGCGAUCGAACACCAGGGCAGCAACCGCAGUCGAAAACACCCCUUUUGAGUGCGCUGAUGGACUCAUCAUGCAAUACCCUUCGUUCGGUGCUGUCAGACGGCAACGAUCUCAGAAAGCCGACCGUACAGAACCAGGCGCGUCCGAUUAGAACUACAAGAGCAACAGCUCCAAACUUCGAGGAUACCUUCAACGAUCACAGGGAAGUCGAAAAGUUCUCGGAAACGACAGGCUUAGGAAAACGUUGGCCGGGUCAUCUCGAUUUCAAUAUCCAGGAAAGCUUUUUGAAGCGACGACGAUGUACUGUUAAUUUCGACGACCUUCCCAAGUUGGACGAAGAGGAGUAUCUCAACGAUAGCCUGGUCAACUUCUACCUUUUAUAUCUGUAUGACCAACUUAAGGUGUCAAUUGACCGGGUGUAUUUCUUCAAUACAUACUUCUUCGAUACCCUCACCAAGAACACCAAGGGGCGGGAUGCGAUCAACUACGAUGCUGUGAGAUCCUGGACAAGGCGUGAUGAUGUGUUUAGCUACGACCACAUCGUCAUUCCCAUCAACGAGAAAUUUCACUGGUAUCUCGCAAUCAUCUGCAAUGUCUCUAACAUCGCGCGGAAACUCGCCGUACAACAGCCUACAGCAGAGUUGCAAGGCUCCAAACAGGCAGAUGUCGGUUCUCCUGCACUUGGAGCCACGCCGGAUGUGCACAGCAACCUGAGUAGCGAACAGCAAGACGACCUCGGCGCGCACGAAUCCCCUACCGACAAAGAUGUCUCUAACGACGAGGAGAAUCUUUUCGAAGAAGAAAGACGGUUGAGCCUCAUUGAUAGAGACAAUACCGACGAGAGUGAACAGCAAACGAAGGAGCAGGUAAAUGAACAAACGGGCGAGGAUGUGACUGCACCGGCGCCGCCCGAAGUCCAUGUUGAGGACAUCACAUCAAGUCUAGCCCCACGUCCGCCAAAACAGGUGCAAAAGAAGAAGACCACCAAACCGAAGUUUGUGAGAGACCCAGAGAAGCCUGUCAUCAUGGUUCUCGAUUCCAUGGGUGCGACCCACAGCAACGCAACACGCGCCUUGCGGGAGUGGCUCCAUGUCGAGGGCCUGGAAAAGCGCGGCAUGGACGUCGAGAUCGACAACAAGGGCUACUACCCCAAGAGUGCACAGAUUCCCACACAAGGCAACAUCUUCGACUGCGGUCUCUACGUGCUUGGCUACGCUAAGAAGUUCUUUGAGGAUCCCGAUGUAUUCAAGAGCAGGCUUCUGAAGGGCGAGAUGUCUUCCGAGACGGACUGGCCCGACAUGGACGCUUCGAAGAUGCGUGCGGACAUACGCAAUCUCAUAUUCCGCCUCCACGAUGAACAGAGGGAAGCACAGAAGGAAGUACAUAAGGCCAAGAAAGCUGCAAAGGCCGGAACUACGUUAGGACAUGCGGCGGCGAAUGAUGUGUCGCAUUCGCCCGUAGCUGUCGAUCAAAAGAGUACCGCUGUGCAGCAGCCUGGUAAGGUCCACACUGAAGCCCCGGCACCCGCACCACAGGCUGCUCAUGCAGAAGCACAGCCAGUGACUAGCCCGCCUAAAUCUCCUGGGCCCGAAUCGAUAAAACCCUCUUUAGGAGCCCCAUUCGUUCCGAAUGUGCAGACCGGAAAGGCCAAGCCACGCCUUGCCGACAGCGCGGAGAGCAAGAGUUCUCAACCGUUGACUGUAGGAUCAUCUCCGAAUGCCACCAUCAAAGUGAAGCAGUCACCUACGAGACGAGCGAGGAGUCCUGAGGUUCGUGUCCCUUCCAAGUCACCGCGCACCAAGCCCCCAGGUACGCGUGUCGAUCGAUCACCGCGCCAACUCCAACAAGUGACAGAUUUGUCGAGCCCGGUACAGAAGCGUGGAUUCUACGAAAUAAGCGAUGGGUAUCUCCGCACACCUGCCAUGGAGUCUCAAGCAGAGUCCCCACAGCAACCACCCGAGCUCCUGGCGUCGUCGAGCACCGUGCAGGGUCGCACGCGAUCGGGCAGCCACGACGACCCCAUCACGCUUGACGACUCGCAGGAUCUCGACGUGCUGCGCCAGCACAGCGCUCGUAAACCAGUUGUGCCACGCGAGGUGGUCGAUCUCGAACGCUCGCAAGAAGACACCACCGCUCGACACGCGAAGCCCCCCAACCACAGCCUCGACCGCGACGACUCGAUACAGGACGGUGUCGGGCACGAGUGGCAGGAAGGCCGAAACAUGCGGCAAGCCGUGAAAGCGUCGCUCCUGUCGUCGCCGAACAGAGUACAUGGUCUGAGAAACGAUGUUCCCGACGCGCAGCCCAAUGCGCACAACGCCCACGCCGGCGCUCCGCACUCCCCGCCCGCCGUGUACGAGAUCCCGGACACGCAGGCCAUGGACGUCGACGACGACGGGACCGUGAUCCCCGAGUCGCCGGAGCUGCGGCGCAGCAGUCCUGCGGAUGGCGUGGAGGAGAUGGAUUGGCAGGCGACGGCGGCGUACACGGGGAGACGGACGCUGGAUGGGGCGAGGUAG
Boeremia exigua is the source of this 4155-nucleotide messenger RNA. RefSeq lists its product as uncharacterized. Gene Ontology annotation, molecular function: SUMO-specific endopeptidase activity. The record is from RefSeq and is a predicted model, not a curated record. The coding region runs from base 1 to 4155 and encodes 1384 amino acids. The transcript has 7 exons. Gene Ontology annotation, biological process: protein desumoylation. Gene Ontology annotation, cellular component: cytoplasm; nucleus. NCBI's taxonomy places the organism in Eukaryota, Fungi, Ascomycota, Dothideomycetes, Pleosporales, Didymellaceae.